Trichomonas vaginalis G3 is the source of this 327-nucleotide messenger RNA. Its product is annotated as protein of unknown function, DUF4106 family. Lineage: Eukaryota; Parabasalia; Trichomonadida; Trichomonadidae. The record is from RefSeq and is a predicted model, not a curated record. The coding region runs from base 1 to 327 and encodes 108 amino acids. The transcript has a single exon.
AUGGCGGUGGCAGAUGUGAAGUUAAAUUCACCAACUCAAACAAACAGUCAAAGUGUUGUUGUCAAUGUCAAAGACAGAGAUGUUGAAGUGGGGAAACCAUACGAAGACGAAGAUGGUAUAACAAUUGUUCCCUUAAAAGAACCAACAUAUCCUGAAGUUAACAGAGACUUAAGUUCUGUUGCAGAUAUUCGAAACGACUACCAACAACUGAAAGACAAACUUCAAACUCAGGAGAAGAUUUGUCAAGCUUUAAGUAUAAUGUUAAACUUGGUCGAACACAACCCUGUAAAAGUGAACUCAUAUGUCAUUGCACUCAUGAAGUUUUGA